ACGAUAUAUAGGUAUCCGAGAUCCGAGCUGUCAUGUGGACAUUCUUUCAAUCUGCUGACACGUUUGCUAAAAAGCAUACAAGGUGAAAGAGAUACAAGAGUACUACUUUUGGAACUGUAAAAUCGUAAAUACGUGUAGAAAUUGAGAAUGCGAUGCCAGCACGUAGACGACACGUUGGCUCGGAGGUAAACCAUGAUUUCGUGAUCACAACCUCAAACAGUCCCUGGCAGGGCAGCACCAUAAGUCAGAGGAAAAACAAUGAAAGUGAAGGGUGUAAUUUAACGGAGAACGAAAAAAAGCAACCGAGCACCGUACCAGGGACAAUGACGUCGCGCGACAGGACCAAUGAAUUCAUUAAUGCCAUCCGUACGAUGCAGAGCAGAACCGCUGCACGAGCGGCGGUUAUGCAGAAUCCUCGUCGAGCACGCCAGCUUCAAAGCUAUUCAAAUUUCAUGAUGAUAGCAAAGAAUAUUGGAAAGAAUAUAGCAAGCACAUACACAAAAUUAGAAAAGCUUGCUCUAUUGGCAAAAAGGAAGUCAAUAUUUAAUGACAGACAAAUUGAAAUUGAUGAAUUAACAAACAUCAUAAAAACAGACUUAAAAAGUUUAAAUCAUCAAAUAGGAAAGCUACAAGAACUUGGAAAAAAGCAACGAGAAGGAUAUGGUGCAACUCAAAGUCAUCAUAUGGCUUCACAUUCGUCUUCAAUUGUUAUGGCCUUACAAUCAAAACUAGCAAAUAUGUCAAAUCAUUUCAAAAGUGUAUUAGAAGUACGUUCAGAGAAUAUGAGAGAGGAGCAAAGUAGACGACAACAAUUUACUCAGGGCUCUGUAUCUACUAUGUUACCUCCAAGCGUUGCAGGUAAACAAGGUUCACUUUUGUUCCAAGAACGAGAUUCUCCCACAUCUGUAGCUAUAGAUUUAGAACCAGCAAUGGGACAGUUGUCGUUGCAACAAGCAAUUAACGAUGACACUGAUGCCUAUAUUCAAUCGAGAGCAGAGACAAUGCAAAGUAUAGAAUCAACUAUUGUUGAACUUGGUGGAAUUUUCCAGCAAUUAGCGCACAUGGUUAAAGAGCAGGAAGAAAUGGUGGAAAGGAUAGAUAGUAAUAUUGAAGAUACUGAACUGAACGUGGAAGCAGCACAUGCAGAAAUAUUAAAAUAUUUCCAAUCGGUAACCAACAACAGGUGGCUCAUGAUAAAAAUAUUUGCAGUUCUCAUAUUUUUCUUUAUAUUUUUUGUAGUGUUUUUGGCAUAA
Molecule: messenger RNA, 1253 nt
Organism: Dufourea novaeangliae
Lineage: Eukaryota; Metazoa; Arthropoda; Insecta; Hymenoptera; Halictidae
Gene: Syx5
Product: syntaxin-5
Exons: 5
Coding region: 153-1253 (366 amino acids)
Biological process (GO): intracellular protein transport; vesicle fusion; endoplasmic reticulum to Golgi vesicle-mediated transport
Cellular component (GO): SNARE complex; endomembrane system; Golgi membrane
Molecular function (GO): SNARE binding; SNAP receptor activity
Source: RefSeq, a predicted model, not a curated record